This is a messenger RNA of Chelmon rostratus (copperband butterflyfish), 737 nucleotides long. RefSeq names its product elongin C paralog a (gene eloca). NCBI's taxonomy places the organism in Eukaryota, Metazoa, Chordata, Actinopteri, Chaetodontiformes, Chaetodontidae. The record is from RefSeq and is a predicted model, not a curated record. Gene Ontology annotation, cellular component: elongin complex. Gene Ontology annotation, biological process: ubiquitin-dependent protein catabolic process. The transcript is spliced from 4 exons. Bases 121 to 459 code for a protein of 112 amino acids. Gene Ontology annotation, molecular function: protein-macromolecule adaptor activity.
AUCGAGGACGGGUGUUCCUACAAACUAGUUCCGGGUAUCAAAAGCUUGUUGGCUAACAUUAGCUGAAAUCUCCACUCCACAUUCUACUGCAGAGUGGGUUAACAGAAAUAUCGGAAUAGGAUGGAUGGAGAAGAGAGAACCUACGGUGGCUGUGAAGGGCCAGAUGCCAUGUAUGUGAAGUUGAUCUCUUCAGAUGGCCAUGAAUUUAUUGUGAAAAGAGAACACGCCUUGACAUCUGGGACCAUCAAAGCCAUGUUAAGCGGGCCAGGUCAGUUUGCUGAGAAUGAAACCAAUGAAGUGAACUUCAGGGAGAUUCCAUCUCAUGUUCUGUCCAAGGUCUGCAUGUACUUCACCUACAAGGUCCGCUACACCAACAGCUCCACAGAAAUACCCGAAUUUCCCAUCGCUCCAGAGAUCGCACUGGAACUGCUCAUGGCUGCAAACUUUUUGGAUUGCUAAAGUUACAGAGAUAAUGUAGUAGCUUAAAACACUUUUAGAUUUUUUGCAAUAUUUAAGUUUUUUUUGCCAUUUGUGUCAUGAUUUUUUUUUUCCGCACCUGGCUUACUGUCAAAAUUUUAUUAAUAUUAAAGGAUUUCAUUUUAAUGUAAUACAUGGAUACGGCAGGCUGAAUCACUUGCCCCAGAAUGUGACAAAUAUGCCCCCACCCCAUACAUAUUUCCUCACCUGUCCAGCUUAAUAAAGACCUGUUUGGUGAGCACUUUGUUGCCAAGUGCUAC